AUGUAUUGGGUGAGGAGUGGAAGGUCUCCCACAGGUUCUGACAGCCCCCCACAGCCCACCACACCGCUCCUCACAGUCCCCCCACAGCCCACCACACCACUCCUCACAGUCCCCCCACAGCCCACCACACCACUCCUCACAGUCCCCCCACAGCCCACCACACCACUCCUCACAGUCCCCCCACAGCCCACCACACCACUCCCCUCACAGUCCCCCCACAGCCCACCACACCACUCCUCACAGUCCCCCCACAGCCCACCACACCACUCCUCACAGUCCCCCCACAGCCCACCACACCACUCCUCACAGUCCCCCCACAGCCCACCACACCACUCCUCACAGUCCCCCCACAGCCCACCACACCACUCCUCACAGUCCCCCCACAGCGCACCACACCACUCCUCACAGUCCCCCCACAGCCCACCACACCGCUCCUCACAGUCCCCCCACAGCCCAUCACACCACUCCUCACAGUGCCCCCACAGCCCACCACACCACUCCUCACUGUCCCCUCACAGCCCACCACACCCCUCCUCACAGUCUCCUCACAGCCCACCACACCGCUCCUCACAGUCUCCUCACAGCCCACCACACCACUCCUCACAGUCCCCCCACAGCCCACCACACUGCUCCUCACAGUCCCCCCACAGCCCACCACACCGCUACUCACAGUCCCCCCACAGCCCACCACACCGCUCCUCACAGUCCCCCCACAGCCCAUCACACCACUCCUCACAGUCCCCCCACAGCCCACCACACAGCUCCUCACAGUCUCCUCACAGCCCACCACACCCCUCCUCACAGUCCCCCCACAGCCCACCACACCCCUCCUCACAGCCCCCCACAGCCCACCACACCACUCCUCACAGUCCCCCCACAGACCCCUAUAAUGCUCGUUUCUGCCCCCCAUACUUCUCCAGUGCUCCUAGCCACAGGCCAGUUUAA
Messenger RNA from Salmo salar (Atlantic salmon), 945 nucleotides. Lineage: Eukaryota; Metazoa; Chordata; Actinopteri; Salmoniformes; Salmonidae. The record is from RefSeq and is a predicted model, not a curated record.